This is a messenger RNA of Gracilinanus agilis (Agile Gracile Mouse Opossum), 604 nucleotides long. Its product is annotated as ADP-ribosylation factor-like protein 5A. Gene Ontology annotation, cellular component: cytoplasm; trans-Golgi network. Gene Ontology annotation, biological process: intracellular protein transport; protein localization to Golgi membrane; vesicle-mediated transport. NCBI's taxonomy places the organism in Eukaryota, Metazoa, Chordata, Mammalia, Didelphimorphia, Didelphidae. Gene Ontology annotation, molecular function: GTP binding; GTPase activity. The record is from RefSeq and is a predicted model, not a curated record. The coding region runs from base 1 to 540 and encodes 179 amino acids. The transcript has a single exon.
AUGGGAAUCCUCUUCACCAGGAUAUGGAGACUGUUCAAUCACCAGGAACACAAAGUUAUCAUUGUUGGUCUGGAUAAUGCAGGGAAAACCACCAUUCUUUACCAAUUUUCUAUGAAUGAAGUUGUACAUACAUCCCCUACUAUAGGAAGUAAUGUUGAAGAAAUAGUAGUUAAUAAUACACGUUUCCUAAUGUGGGAUAUUGGCGGCCAAGAAUCUCUUCGUUCUUCAUGGAACACUUACUAUACUAACACUGAGUUUGUCAUAGUUGUUGUGGACAGUACAGACCGAGAGAGGAUUUCUGUAACUAGAGAAGAACUCUAUAAAAUGUUAGCACAUGAAGAUCUAAGAAAAGCUGGAUUGCUGAUUUUUGCUAACAAACAAGAUGUUAAAGAAUGCAUGACUGUAGCUGAAAUUUCCCAGUUUUUGAAGCUCACUUCAAUUAAAGAUCACCAGUGGCAUAUCCAGGCGUGCUGUGCUCUCACUGGUGAGGGAUUGUGCCAAGGACUUGAAUGGAUGAUGUCACGACUUAAGAUUAGAUGAUCUCUACUGACCUCUAUUUGUAGACUUUGCAUAAAUGAAGUGCUGGACUAUAAUUAACCUGAAA